Fusarium sp. VM40 is the source of this 1647-nucleotide messenger RNA. The record is from the annotation of a GenBank genome assembly. NCBI's taxonomy places the organism in Eukaryota, Fungi, Ascomycota, Sordariomycetes, Hypocreales, Nectriaceae.
AUGCGUUCCCAGAGCAUUCUCUCUCUAUGUGUGCUGCCAAUCACUGUUAUUGCAGCCACCUGCAUAGACUCGCCAAGCAAAGCACCCACAGUAGAUCUUGACUAUGCGGUUCACCAGGCUUCAUUUGACUCGACCAACAGUCUCUAUGAAUUCAAAAAUAUCCGGUACGCAGAACCGCCACUGAAGACCAGGAGAUUCCGAUACCCUAUUGCACCAGCCACCGUCAAUCGAACAGUAAACGAUGGCUCUUACGGAUUCGCGUGCAAACAAGGGUUGCCUAGAGCCAAGGUCGUUGAACUAUCGCUUCCGGGAGAGGAUGUCAUCGCUGCAAGGGAUAGAUUGAUACAGAAUCCCCUCUGGAGCGAAGAUUGCCUAUUCUUGAAUGUUGUCGUGCCCAAGGCGGUAUUUCCCAGUCAGCAAUGCACUGGUCGUAAAGCUCGCGCGACGAACAAAGCCCCUGUGAUCGUCUGGAUACACGGCGGUGGUAGUUCCUGGGGGAGUAAGGAUGACAAGGAGUUCACACCUUCUGGACUCAUCGAACGAUCCAAGACAAACCAGAGUGAUGGACUCAUCUUUGUGGCUAUUAAUUAUCGCCUUGGCCUUUUCGGAUUUCUCAACAGCCAUGGUGAUAACCGCAUGGACGCUAAUGCUGGCCUGCUGGAUCAACGCCAGGCCAUCGAGUGGGUUCGCAAGCAUAUCCACCUCUUCGGUGGUGAUCCCGACAACAUCACGGUUCACGGUCAAUCAGCCGGUGCUGCUUCUAUCAUGUAUCACAUCACCUCCUCGAAGGGUGUAAACUUCAAGAACGCCAUACUCCAGAGCCCAACGGCGCCAUCACUAAAGGUGGGAGACACCUGGACAGACAGUCUCAAACUGGCUUCCAACAUCACCGGCACAACCAUUGCCAACGGGGAAGAUCUCGCGCAGCUGGGUGAGAAAGAGCUUGCAGAGGUCAACGGCCUUGCUACCUUUAACGGCCCUGGUCUGUUCUACUGGGGGCCUUCACCUGAUGGCGCUUAUGUUCCCGACUGGCCGAACAAUCGCCUUCGCGACGGCAAGUUCAACAAGAGCCCGUCUUUGUCUCUCAUCGCGGGGCACACGGCAAAUGAGUCGAUUGCGAAUAUCCCAAACCUGCCUGUCGCCAUCGAUAUAGCGCUCACUACUCUCCUUCAGCCUAUCACAAACACAACUACAAAGUCCUACAUUCUCGAGACUCUUUACCCACCCCCUGAAAAGACAGAUAUCUACUCCACGGCAUAUGAGCGUGUUCUUCUUCUCAGUGCCGAAGCAACAGGUUUCAACUGCAAUCCACAACUCUUGUCUACCCUUUUCAAGACGUGGAACUAUAGAUUUGACGUACCGCCGGGCUAUCACUUUCAGGACUUGAACCACACAUUCUACGACGGGAACAAACAAGGGCCUGUCAGUCCCCCUGCUGCAAUUGCCAUGCAGACGUAUUUCGGACAGUUUGCUACAACAGCGAAUCCUAAUACAAAGGGAAACGGGUUACUAGACUGGCCAAAGGCUGAUAGUGAGCGACGUAUGAUGAGGUUUGUGCCUACUGGUGUGGAGCUUGGGAAGGAAGUUGAUAAUGCUAAGCGAUGCCUUUUUUGGGAUGAACUUCGAAGAGGCAAGUUUGGAAAUUAG